Molecule: messenger RNA, 1578 nt
Organism: Danaus chrysippus (African queen)
Lineage: Eukaryota; Metazoa; Arthropoda; Insecta; Lepidoptera; Nymphalidae
Source: the annotation of a GenBank genome assembly
AUGAUACGACAAUGCUUCCUACGAUGUUUACUAGAUUCGCAUUCACCUAUUAAAUUACCACAUAAUGUAGACGUUAUAGUGGGACGCAGUAAAAUUACUAAAAUAAAAGACCAGUCCUGUUCUCGUCAGCAGAUUACUUUAAAAGCCGAUUGUGAAGAAUGCUCUGUCGAAUUAAAAUCGAUUGGUAUUAACCCAUCAGGUCUGGAUGGUUUUGCUCUAGAGAGAAAUGGCUUGUAUAAAGUACAACAUGGCAGCAGGGUAGAGAUUUUAUUAAACAAUUAUAUUCAUGUAAUUGAGUUUGAACCACCACCUGAUAAUUACAAUGAACAAAAACAGAAUAAAAGGAAACUGGAAGAAGACAUUGUGGAUUCAGCUCCACGGAAGAAAUCGAAAACUGAAGCUGAGUUAAUUAAAGUCGGUAUGAAAGAGGCUGCAAGAGAUAUGUGGGAAGAAAUUGAUAAAGGCGAAGUGUAUAUGUUUACGGCUAAGGGAGUAAAAUCUAGUAGUAGAAUAGCAGCUUUUGAUAUGGACGGAACAUUGAUAAAGACUAAAUCGGGGAAGGUUCAUCCCGUUGACGUCAAUGAUUGGCAAAUCGCCAUGCCACAAGUCCCACAGAAGCUGUCGGACAAACUCGGUGAAGGUUACAAGAUUGUGAUACUAAGUAAUCAAUCACCAAUCGGAAGUGGCAGAGUUAAAAUUGAUGAUUUUAAGAAGAAAAUUGAGGGUCUAGUCCAGAAAUUAAAUGUCCCAAUACAAGUGUACUUAGCUACAGGUAAAGGAAUUUACAGAAAACCUAUGACAGGCAUGUGGAAACUUUUAUCUGAAAAGUAUAAUGAUGAUAUAGUAAUUGAUAUGGACAAUAGUUUCUACUGUGGAGAUGCAGCAGGCAGAGCUGCCAAUUGGGCUCCGGGAAGGAAGAAAGAUCACUCAAUGGCUGAUAUACUUCUAGCCGAGAACCUGGGACUUAAAUUUUAUACACCAGAGCAGUUUUUCUUAGGACACUCAAUUGCAAAUGUUCCAAUGAGCAAACCGGAAUUCAUACCAAAGGAACUUAAAGCAGAGCCUUUUAAUGAAGAUUUAAUUAGCAAUGAAAAGGAGCUACUUGUUCUGGUAGGCUAUCCUGGUAGCGGAAAAUCAUUUGUAGCAAAAUUAAUUGAACAGAAAUCAGGAAACAGAUAUGUUACAGUGUGUAGAGAUGUUCUUGGUACUUGGCAAAAAUGUGCUUCGGAGGCAACUAAGUUAUUGCAGCAAGGCAAAAGUGUGAUUGUAGACAGCACAAAUCCAGACAUUGAAUCCCGGUCUCGUUGGACCACAUUAGCAAAAAAUUUAAAGGUACAAUGCCGUUGUGCAAGGAUGAUGACAACCAAAGCACAUUCAUUACACAAUAAUAAGUUUAGAGAGAUUAUGAAGUUUAAACAUGUGCCCGUCAAUGAAAUAGUAUUCCAUAGUUACAAGAAUAAAUUUGUUUCACCGUCACUAACGGAGGGAUUUAAGGAAAUCAUAGAAGUCAAAUUUAAUCCCACUUUCAAGGACGAAGAAGCCCAAAAAAUAUAUAGAAUGUAUUUAUUGGAAAAAUAA